Molecule: messenger RNA, 864 nt
Organism: Jaminaea rosea
Lineage: Eukaryota; Fungi; Basidiomycota; Exobasidiomycetes; Microstromatales
Exons: 1
Coding region: 1-864 (287 amino acids)
Source: RefSeq, a predicted model, not a curated record
AUGAAGCUCUCAAACCUCACCCUCUUCGUCGCCGUUGCCAUGGCCGGCACCGCCGUGGCUAUGCCCGCCCACCUCGACGCUCGAGGGGGAAAGCAAGACCACCCGAAGGAUGUGGCUCACCCCAAGCACCCAGACCACCCCAAGCACCCCGCAAAGGGCGACCACCCCAAGCACCCCAAGCACCCGGCAAAGGGUGAUCACCCCAAGCCAGCUCCGAAGCACCCCAAGUCGAAGCACCCAAAGAAGCAGCCGUCGAAGGACCCUCAUCCCACCAAGGGCAAGGGCGAGCCUCACCCUCAUCCCAAGCCGCACCCUCACCCUCACCCUCACCCUCACCCUAGUCCCGUCACUCCCACUCCUCCCGGGCCCACCGACCCCGUCCCGACGCCGCCGGUCAAGAAGGACCCACCCACGGCGGGUACCCUGUCCUACAUCGAGGCGGACGGUGAUAAAGUCGCGCAACUCCUCGACGACGAUGACGAGAGCAUCAAUGGAGACCCAAACUUUGACUACUCCAACGUCCACACUGUAGACGAAGCUCAGGCGUGGUCGCUCAAUGACAAGAAGGAGCUCAUGUCUUCCCGUGGACGCAUUCUAGCCACAAGCGGCGGUUUCAUCGGGACUUUCGGCGCUGCGAAUCCUGACCUGCAAGACCCCUCCGUCGCAACUUUCAAGUGCGCGACGAAUCAGGCCUCGGAUGAGACUACCGCCAUUCUCGACUGUGUGGCCGCGACGGAUGUCAACAGUGUCGACACCUUCUUCAUUUGCAAUAACGGAGGACUUGAAGGUGACAGCGAGGUGUGCGAGAAUAGGUUCGGUGGUACGCAGACGACUUUCACUCAGUUCACGCUCACCAAGGCCUGA